AUGGAUAUUAAUUGGAAGAUAUUCAAGAAAAGCCCAGAGACGCUCGAUAUAUACACGGCUGAUGCUGUUGUAACCUAUGUACCCACUGGUAUGGGUGCAAAGGGAAAGGCAUCCAUUCGAGAGUUCUUUCUUCAAAAAGGAUUUGGUCCCCACCAACUCCAUGAAACAGUACAUUCAUCCGUGUCGUCCUACAACAAGCGAAUCGAAGAAGUCGAGUGGAAUGUGACAUUUGAUAAAGACAAUUGUUCCUGGCUGGUACCUGGAUUAGAGCAAUAUGUAUCUAACAAGUCAAUUGUAUUGCCAGCGGUUAUCUCGGCAGGUUUCGAGCGUAAUUUGAUAUCGUCCAUUAAAGUCUAUUGGGAUCAAGCAUGUGUCUUGCAACAGCUUGGCCUUUUGCAGCAGCCAGACUGGCCCAUUGUUAGUGGCAAAGAUCAAGUGAAUGUUCUCAAAUCACCAACGAUGCCUCCACUUCACGGGCUUUCUAUCGAAAGUAAUGAGACAAAGACCCAAUUUAAGCAUGAUGAACAGUCUACUUACAUGCCUGGAAGAGUAUUUGGUCCCGUAAAGCCCGAAGAUCAAGUUUCAAGAUCAGUUCUUAAUGUUCAUCCCAUCAGACCCAAACGCAACAUCUUCACCUAUGAGCCACCACCGACCCGUCCUAUGGUAGCUCACAACCCCUCAAUCCUUGCCUCUUCUAUUAAAUUCUCUCAAGAAGACGGACCAAAUCAUGGCUCUCCAGCCAACGGUCGUAACGUUAAUGGUGCAAGAGCAAAUCUGUUGACCAGUCGUAGUGAUGCAACCAGUAAUCGUCGACCGGCUCAGCAAUCAAGAAACAUCUUUGCUCAUCAGUAA
Molecule: messenger RNA, 852 nt
Organism: Phycomyces blakesleeanus NRRL 1555(-)
Lineage: Eukaryota; Fungi; Mucoromycota; Mucoromycetes; Mucorales; Phycomycetaceae
Exons: 6
Coding region: 1-852 (283 amino acids)
Source: RefSeq, a predicted model, not a curated record